Harmonia axyridis is the source of this 2205-nucleotide messenger RNA. RefSeq lists its product as uncharacterized. The transcript has 2 exons. The record is from RefSeq and is a predicted model, not a curated record. Lineage: Eukaryota; Metazoa; Arthropoda; Insecta; Coleoptera; Coccinellidae. Bases 4 to 1965 code for a protein of 653 amino acids.
UUCAUGAACCUGACUACCAAACAAAUUCCUGAUUUUGUGACCAAACUAUUAUCAUUAGGUCCUAAAUUUUCUCUUCCAUAUGAUAUUAAAGAUUUCCCUUGGUUGGAUUUGUUGUCGGAUAUUGAAAACUUUAUUAUGUCUCAUGAUAGCCUUAAUAAUGAUGAUAAGAAUGGUUUACGUGCAACAUUAUGUAAUAUAAUCUACGGUUUUUAUAAGAACUUCAAAACCAAUUCAUCUGAUAUUUUUCACAGAUAUUUACUGUACAUUUUCAAGAAAACUCGUAAUUACCUCAAAAACAAUCCAGACAUAUAUGUGGUUAAUGCUGACAAGGGCAACAAAACUGUUUUAAUAGAUAGAGUUGAAUAUGAACAAAAAAUGAUGGAUUUGCUUUCGGAUUCUGUAACGUAUAAGCCUCUUAAAUCGGACCCAACAAUCAAGAUCCAGGUUGAAUCUAACAAACUUGUCAAACAUUUAGAAACUUGUUUGCUAAUAACAGAUAGUGAAGGAAAAAAGUUGAGAAAGUAUAAUUCCAUUCCCCCUAAAAUUUAUGGUCUAGUUAAAGUUCAUAAGGUAGGUUAUCCACUGAGACCGGUAGUAUCUUGUUGUAAUGCACCUACAUAUAAUAUUUCGAAGUUUCUUUGCGCUAUGUUGGGAAAAAUCAGACCCUUAUUCUCGUACUCGAUUAAAAACUCUGUCGAUCUCAUUUCUAGAAUUGGUACUAUACCAGACAUUCCUGAGGGGUAUGUCUUGAUAAGCGUGGAUGUGAAAUCUCUUUUUACGAAUAUUCCCCAAGAUCUAGUGAUACGGUUGUUACAUGAAAACUGGCCUGUAUUCAAGAAUUUUAUAGAUAUUCCUCUAGAUAUCAUCGUUACGAUAGUCAACUUCGUGUUCAAAAAUAGUUAUUUUCAGUAUAAUCGAAAAUUUUAUGCACAGGUCAGAGGCUCGGCUAUGGGAAACCCGGCUUCACCGAUUUUAGCUGAAUUAAUUAUGAACAAUCUCAUCAAGUUUGUUCUGUUGUCAUUGGACUUUUUUAUACCUUUUAUCUUUGUCUAUGUUGAUGACAUAAUCAUGGCGGUCCCUCGUGAUAAAAUAGAAAUUGUUUUGAGAAUUUUUAACAGCUUUCAUUGUGACCUACAAUUCACACAUGAAAUUGAAGAAAAUGGUAGAAUUCCGUUUUUGGAUGUCUGGAUCAUAAGAGAGGGCGGACACUUGAAGACCGAUUUAUACUCUAAGCCUAUUGCUUCUCACAGAACAUUACAUUUCAGUUCGUUACAUACCACAUCCCAAAAAAUUGCAAUAAUCAAAUCCAUAAGACAUAAGAUCCUCGGUAUGUCUCACGAGUCAUUCCAUACAAAAAAUUUUAUAGAGCAAGCAACUUUACUCAUUCAGAAUGGGUACCCGAGAAGCCUUGUUAGUAGAAUUUUUCACACUUCUACUCCUAUGGUGACUCCUAGUUGUCCACCUGACUCGGAUGGUGCUGAUAAAAAGUACAAUAAACUUAUUUAUAUACCGGGAUUAAGCCAGAGGUUGAUAAAAGUUAUGAGGAAUUCGUCAUCAAUUAUCGUCUCAUAUUAUAAUAAGACCGUCAGAAAACUAUUUUCCCAACUUAAGGACAGGGAUCCGGAUUACAGGCAAUCGGGUUUGGUUUACAGAGUCAAUUGUAAAGAUUGUACAGGUACAUAUAUCGGACAAACUAGACAGUAUUUUGGUACCAGGAUUAAACAACAUCAAUCAGAUUGCAUGAAACAAUCCAACACAACUGCGCUUGCACAGCAUGCCAUGUCUGAGGGACAUCAGUUUGAUUUUGAUGACGCGAAAAUUCUGACCAGGGAGAACAAUUGGUUCAAACGUAAUUUCAAAGAGAUGCUCUUCAUCAAGAGACACCCGAAUUCAAUCAAUGCGCGGUCUGAUAUAGGUUCACUGAACAUCGUAUAUUCGAACCUGAUUAAAGAAAUAAAAUUAUAAUCUUCAUGACAUAUCACUUUCCAUCUGGUGCAGUUCUGUGUUACAUUCGAAUGGAUGAACCUGCGACCGAUACGUCAGAGAGUUUGUUUGGAUCCCCGAGAUGAAAGAAAAUUGUUAUUUUUAUUUUCUCCACGAAUUUGAAUUUCUUCAAAUGAUUCACAUCGUAAUUUCUUAUUCACAAGCCUGAGGAAGGGAAUAAAUUUCCCGAAACGUUGCUGCUGAAUAAAUUAUACAUAAAUA